AUUUUUUUCAAAAGUUAGAUAAUGUAAGAUUAUAUAGUGGAGCCGUUGGGAGCAGUUGAAGGGGCCUAUAAAACGCAGCUCAAGUGUACACUAAGAGGCCUUACUGUUGUUGAGAAACCAGGAUUCUCUGUGAUCAAAGGGCGAACCGAGAAUCGAAUCGGAAGUGGAAUACAGUGAAUUGGGGUUUCGUCUUUCUUACCCUACCCUCUCCCCUUCUCCCUUACCUCGCUCUCCCCACCUCUUAACUUUCUCUCUCUAUAAAGAGGGAGGAUUUUCAACCCAAAAACGGAAAAACAAAAUAGAGUAAUGUUUUACUUAUAGUUUUUUAUUUUAUUUUUAUAUAUAUUUAUAGGUAUAUAUAUAUAUAUAUAUAUAGAUAUAGGUAUAUAAAUCAGCACCAAAUAGGAGUGAAAAGGGUCUUUUCUUCAAUCUCUCUAGAAUUUCUCUGCACAAGCCUCUCUGAGAUUGCUGCUUUUGAGGGUCUUCGCCGCUUUCGGAUGCGGCACUGCUUUUCUCGGUGCAGAUUGGUGGCGCAUUAAAGUGGAGGCUUUGAGGCUAGGCUCAAGUGUUGACAGGAAUAGAUAUACUUAGCUGGAGAUUUCCGCAAUUAUUUCUUGCAUUUAAGUCUUUCCGCUGCCAUAUCUCGGAAUGGAGAAUUCUUAAACCUCUGAUUCAACUGUACCCUGUUCUUCCUUUCUCUCUAUAGUCAACACAGGAUCAUUCAUAUUUACACAACGCCUUGUUUCUGGUUCCGAAAGCAAGGAAAAUCAACUGAAGCAAAGGACGACUUUCAAAUUUGCACGCAUUCGUCUAUUGACGAGUCUCUGAUUUCUUCAAUCUGCUAGCGAAAGAGACAUCUCAAACAAGAUCUCGUGGGAUUUGGACGUAGUCUUGACGGGAAACGAAGACAAUGUUGCCUCAGAAGCAAGCAGAAGAAGCAAUUGUCUCGAACAUCAGCGAGGCAGACCAUGAGGGGAAGGAGGAUAAGGAAGAAGAUGAGUCGUUUUUUAGCAUCAGGAACGCCCUCUGGCACGGUGGCUCCGCUUGGGAUGCCUGGUUCAGUUGCGCCUCGAAUCAAGUGGCACAAGUUCUGUUGACACUGCCCUACUCCUUCUCUCAGCUGGGCAUGCUAUCAGGGAUCAUAUUCCAGAUAUUCUAUGGCCUCGUGGGAAGCUGGACAGCCUACCUCAUCAGUGUUCUCUACAUAGAGUAUCGAAGUCGGAAGGAGAAAGAGAAUGUUAGCUUCAAGAACCAUGUCAUACAGUGGUUUGAAGUGCUUGAUGGGUUAUUGGGUCCUUACUGGAAAGCAGUGGGUCUGGCCUUCAACUGUACUUUCCUCCUCUUUGGAUCUGUCAUUCAGCUGAUAGCGUGUGCAAGUAACAUAUACUAUAUCAAUGACAAAUUGGAUAAGAGGACAUGGACUUACAUAUUUGGAGCUUGCUGUGCUACUACUGUGUUCAUACCCUCCUUUCACAACUACCGAAUUUGGUCUUUUCUGGGUCUUGGCAUGACCACCUACACAGCAUGGUACUUGGCCAUCGCAGCUCUAAUUCACGGACAGUCUGAAGGAGUGGCACACUCAGCUCCAACAAAGCUAGUGCUGUAUUUUACUGGCGCCACCAACAUCCUCUACACCUUUGGUGGACAUGCUGUUACUGUGGAAAUCAUGCACGCCAUGUGGAAACCCCAGAAAUUCAAGUACAUAUACUUAAUGGCCACACUCUACGUUUUCACUCUAACACUUCCCUCAGCUUCCGCCGUCUACUGGGCUUUUGGGGACGAGCUUCUCAAUCACUCUAACGCCUUCUCCCUCCUUCCCAAGACCCGCUGGCGCGAUGCGGCUGUUAUCCUAAUGCUCAUUCACCAGUUUAUUACAUUUGGGUUCGCAUGUACGCCACUGUACUUCGUGUGGGAGAAGGUGAUAGGGAUGCAUGACACAAGGAGCAUCUGUUUGAGGGCACUGGCCAGACUCCCAGUUGUUAUCCCGAUAUGGUUCUUGGCCAUAAUCUUCCCCUUCUUUGGCCCUAUUAACUCUGCCGUCGGGGCCCUUUUGGUUAGCUUCACUGUCUACAUCAUCCCAUCUCUGGCUCAUAUGCUCACUUACAGAAAGGCCUCUGCCCGUCAGAAUGCUGCGGAGAAGCCCCCUUUCUUCCUUCCAAGCUGGACGGCAAUGUAUGUGGUCAACACCUUUGUGGUGGUGUGGGUGCUUGUGGUUGGGUUUGGGUUCGGUGGUUGGGCCAGCAUGACCAACUUCGUCAGGCAAGUUGACACAUUUGGACUCUUCGCUAAGUGCUAUCAGUGCAAGCCUCCCACGCCUCAACAUCCUUCUCCUCCCCCGCAUCACUGAGCUCACUCAGAGUUUAACUCACACCGAGUUACUAAACCAGACACCCCUCCUCUUCCUCCAUAUUUUGUAUCAUACAUGGGGAGGUUGCAAUACUCUCCCCUACAAUGUGAUGUGAUGUUUGCUGGAUUUUCCCCUUUUUUUAUUUUCUAUUUUUUUUCUUUAAUUUAUUAGAUAAAAUAGUGUGUUGAAUUGUGAUGAUUCCAUUGCUCUCAAAGCAUUGGCUAAUUAAAAUCAAAUAUAUCUUUAAGUUUUUUUUUUU
Messenger RNA from Vitis riparia (riverbank grape), 2606 nucleotides. Its product is annotated as auxin transporter-like protein 2. NCBI's taxonomy places the organism in Eukaryota, Viridiplantae, Streptophyta, Magnoliopsida, Vitales, Vitaceae. The record is from RefSeq and is a predicted model, not a curated record. Bases 911 to 2347 code for a protein of 478 amino acids. The transcript has 9 exons. Gene Ontology annotation, cellular component: plasma membrane.